Molecule: messenger RNA, 3930 nt
Organism: Bursaphelenchus xylophilus (pine wood nematode)
Lineage: Eukaryota; Metazoa; Nematoda; Chromadorea; Rhabditida; Aphelenchoididae
Source: the annotation of a GenBank genome assembly
AUGGUAAGUCCUGAAGAGAAUAUGGGGGAACAGAGCGCGGUAAUCGUCAUAACACUUGGCCACUCCUUUCUUAUUUCCACGGAUUUUCAAAAACCCCUCAAAAAGUAGUUGUUAUAGGCGGGGGGAGGCCUUUUCUACUUUUUGAUUAGAUUUGGACCUUAGAAAGUAGCUCAGUCCUCGGAAAAUGUCGUAGAAUACCUUUAAAAGUGGGGGAAGGGAAGUACAGGUCCUAGGGAGGAAAUCACUAAUCAAUUGCCUCAGGGCAUGAUAAUGAAAAUGGGACUCAAGAAAUUAAUAAAAAUCUUGAUAAGAGGGAGUAUUUUUGGGUGGAAAUGACUAGUUAUUGUCGCUAAAAGGUGAUGCUGAUAUUAAUUAUGAGCUCGACUUGUUACAUAGUACUUGUUUUACACUCAAUCUUUGAAUUUUUUACUUAAAUUAUUACUUUUGACCAAAAUAAAUUUAAUUGUAUGUUACUCUACUACUUCACAAUACUUUCAACCCAUUACCUAGUUUAAAUCGCCUAAGGGCAUAUGAACUUUCGUCAAUGGUUUGCAGGUUAGGGAAAUGUUUUGUUAAGCGGAAGGAAUUCAGGUAGUAAGGGUAAGCGGAGAACGAUCUGAUGACGUGAAAUGGACGUCAGAAGGGGACCGGAUAACUUGAUUUGAUUAGACUACCCUAUAAAAUCUCGGCGAAGAGACGUGCACAAGACGCGUUGAAAAUAUUCGGUCGAUUUGGCGAAUUUUAGGGGGUCAAGUGAGUGGGGAGAGUGAUAAAGAAGUUUAAUAUUGGGAAAAUAAGUGGAGGAAUUGGGGAUACCUUUUAUUUGACUUACUGCUUAUUCAAUACAGCGACCGUUAUCAAUUGUUUUACCCAUUUUUUAAAGAAAUUUUUACCUUAUACUACCUUUCCGGAAAAAGCUCGAAGUUUCGUCAUCAGAUUUCUUCCAAAUUUUGCUUACAUUUUCAAUCUAGGCCAUCUAUUAAUUCUCAAAAUUUAGCUUAUGAUUUGGAGCGAGAAAUUCUACGAAAUUUUUUUUAGGAGACUGAGAAUUGAAGAGAGGAGGUCAGAGAAUUUUUUUAGUAUGUUUCUUACGCAUUUUGUGCGGAAAAUUAAGUCUUCUUUAUUGUUAGGAAUGCUGUUGUCGCCCGGCAAAUCUAAUUUUUGGGCUAGAAAAUAACAAAAAAUGAUGACAAAAGUUCAGGAUUUUUGGACCAAAAAACCUCUGCUGUUUCUUCAAAGCGCGUGUUCCAAAUCAGGCAAAUGUUUUCCAAGGCUGCAUCCACCAUUUCUGCGACUCUUUCUUAAUCUCGAACUAUCCGUACCACUCAUAUUCUCGCUUAAUCUUAGACUAUCCGCAACAAUUAUAAGUCCAAAACAAUUAUUCCCAACAAUUCCACACUCCUCUAAAACGAUCUAUCUCCCCAAUUUAGACCUCAAUAGCCAUUUAUAAUUACUAAUUUUGGGCUGUCAUUUGCAUGGAAACGGCCAAAAAAAGAUUAAAAAAAUGCGGAGAGAAUGGGUGGUUUGAAAAAAAUAUUUUGCUUAUUUGGCCCUGUUUUUCGCUAAUUUUGGCCGACUUUUCCCCCGACCCAUUAAGGGUCUGUUAAGUUGGCCCAAUAAAGAAGAGGAAAGGCCUCGAGGGCAUCAAGUUAAACACCGGAUUUCACGAAAAACUCGUGAUUCUGGGGGUUUUCUUCACAUUACUUGUUUUAGGCGGGAUAUUUAGAUGUACAAAAAUAAUAAGAAUAGAUUUUUGAGCAAAACUAGGGUUUCCUCCAUUGUUUACCCAGAUUUACGAUGAAAAGUCGGAUCAGAAUUCGGGGUGAUAUUUAUGACGGUGAUUAAAAUUUGUCCGAAACAGAUGUUCCCAUUGUCCGGAGGGUGUGGAACGACAACACACAGCAUUAGUUCGGGGUUCAAACCGUCCUUUGGCCAAGUGUUACAUGCACUUGCUGAUUUUUUUGACUUCAAGUCCAAUCCUCAUGUGUAAUAUCGCGGUUUGUAGGGAAACGAAGCGUCCUUGCCUCUGGAGAUGUGCUCCAACUUUGAUGCCUAUGAACUUCGACGUCUGGCUCGCCGUUUCAAGAAAUUGGAUCUGGAUGGAAGCGGCUCCCUGUCCGUGGAAGAGUUCAUGAGUCUCCCCGAACUGCAGCAGAACCCUCUCGUUCAACGGGUAAUCGACAUCUUCGACGAAGAUGGGAAUGGAGAAGUCGACUUUAAAGGUGCGUUCUCUUCGAUGGUUACUGUAAUUUGCAAAAGUUUAGAAUUUAUCCAAGGAAUCUCACAAUUCUCGGUCAAAGGGGACAAGAACACAAAAUUAAAUUGUAAGUGGUCCGAAAAGUAGUUUAUUUUUAUAAAAAAUAGUCACUUUUCAUCGUUUUACAAAUAUUUUUUGUUAAAUUUUUUCUUAGAAUUCGAAUUAGUCAUCCUAAUUUGGCCUUAUUUUAGUUGCCUUCAAGAUCUACGACAUGGAUCGAGAUGGUUUCAUUUCGAAUGGCGAGUUGUUCCAGGUGUUGAAGAUGAUGGUUGGGUCCAAUCUGAAGGACACUCAGCUGCAGCAGAUCGUCGACAAGACCAUCUUGUUCCAUGAUAAAGACGGCGAUGGGAAGAUCUCAUUUAAAGAAUUCUGUGAUGUAAGUCCCUGUGAAUGGAUAGUUACCGCUUCUUAACAGUAAUUGCACUGCAAGAUCUGACCGUUAAUUUUCUGUUUUUACUAACCUUUGGCUUAAAUCUUCUCGGGCUUUUGUUUCUGGAAAUCUUUACUUUCCUUUGGGAUCUGAGCACUGUAUAAAACCCGGAGAAAUGCUCAAUGUCGAGUAAUUGGAUUUUCCUCAUAUUCGGCGCAAAUGCCCAGCAAUAGCUGCAUUUCGAUUACUGCAAAUUUUAGCUCUUGCUUUUCAAGGAAAACCGAGAUAUUGAACGGUCUUUUCUGGCAACAGAGUAGACAAAAUGAGGAGAGUUCGUCAUCAAAAAAAAAACUUUUUCUGAUUCUAUGCUAACAUUGCGCGGAAAACAAUAUAUUUUUUUGAAUUUUACUCUUCAUUUAGAAUAAAAUACCAAAAUUUUCAAACUGAAAAUCAAAUUUUUUGGCCAAAAAAUCUCGAUUUCUUGUGCAUCUUGCUGAAAAUGUGACAAAUUUAUAGUUCAACUCUAAUCUAAGUUUAUGCCAAAUAACAUUGAAAUAUGACCAUCGCAUUUUGAGCAUUUAUAAUUGAAAUGAAAUCAAAUAUUAUAGUUAAAUCUCCGAUCUUUGAUUAACUUUUCCGCUAGUAACCACUUAAUUUUUUCUUUUCCAUUCUGCCGGCGCUUUGUUGGUACACCGUCGGCUCCGUUUUAAUCCCGUAUUUUAGAUCGUUGAACAUACCGAAGUGCACAAAAAGAUGGUCUUGGAGAAUAUCUGAGAUGUCUACUGUAAUAUCCCUUUGUUCUGGUGUAAUUCCUCUUCCUUUUCUUCUCGGUUUCACGCUUAACAUUUCUGUUUUCGAACUCUUUUCGAUUACUGUAACAUGAAUUGAAAUGGAUUUUUGAAUUUAUGUUACAGUAAUCCGAUCUUUUGUUUAUUUUUUUAAAUCAUUCCCAAAAAAGUUUUAAUUUUGAUUUUUAAUAACAAUAAAUGUACAAAGAUUACUGUAACAGAUUGAUUUAUUUGGCUCAGGUGAGAUUUGGCUACAAUUUUGUUUGGAAAUACGGUAGGAGAUUACUGUAACAUCACAAUAAUCGCGAAUUAACGGCAAUUUAGCAGUUUACUAACCACAAAUUGCUGUAAAAUUGAUUUCGAGUACCCUGUCUAACAUGAUUAAUAUGCUUUAUACUGUAAUUGUAAAUCUUUUUAACCACCUCAACGUAAUAUUUCUCGCCGCUAAAACUCCCUUCGCAUUUUAGGUUGUGGGAAAUCUGGAUGUGCAUGAGAAAAUGGUAGUGAAACCAUAA